This is a messenger RNA of Lachancea dasiensis, 627 nucleotides long. The record is from the annotation of a GenBank genome assembly. Lineage: Eukaryota; Fungi; Ascomycota; Saccharomycetes; Saccharomycetales; Saccharomycetaceae.
AUGCAUUCCACUUUAAGCUUUUUGAUGCUUCUAUCUCCAGCCACCGUCUUUGCAGCUGUCACGAAUGGUGAAUUGGCUUCAGCUGAUUCUUCUGUGAUUGCUGGUGACUUUGCAACCGCUAGUGUAUCCUCUCCCGCCCUCAGCAGCACACCAUCAGCGGGUGGGGCUGGCAACUCAACUACAGCAGCUGCUGGUGGGUAUCCUGGAGCUCUCGGUGUUGGCUCUGCCAUGGCAAAUGGCACAGCUGGCUCUGGAGAUGCAACUUCGACAAUAAUGCCAGGUCUACUUUCUUCCCAAGGGUCGGCCAAUGGCUCAACUAAUGGAACCGGGAUCGGAGGCAGCGAUCCGACUUCAACACUCGUUGGCUCGAGUGGCAACUCUUCCAAUUCCUCCUCUGGUGGUUCGACUGCCGGUAGCGGUGGGUUUGGAUCAUUUGCUUCAGGAUCUGCUGUGCUCACUAAUUCGGCAAGCGGUGUUACCUCUGGUUCGAGUUCUAGCUCCGGUUCUCAAAGUAGCGGUUCCAGUGGCAACUCUUCCAGCUCUGGCCAGAGCUCUGGGGGUGCUCAAGCAUUGGGAAUCCCCGUUGGAGCUGGAAUUUUGGCAGGCACUGCGGCUCUCCUCUUGUGA